Lathyrus oleraceus (garden pea) is the source of this 1610-nucleotide messenger RNA. RefSeq lists its product as uncharacterized. The transcript is spliced from 10 exons. The coding region runs from base 204 to 1271 and encodes 355 amino acids. The record is from RefSeq and is a predicted model, not a curated record. Gene Ontology annotation, molecular function: catalytic activity. NCBI's taxonomy places the organism in Eukaryota, Viridiplantae, Streptophyta, Magnoliopsida, Fabales, Fabaceae.
AUAAAUAUUGAAGUGAGAUAGUAAGAAGUAUCGAGUAGCUAGUUAAGGAAGAAGGGGACGGGUGACAAUUUGCUCGGCUGGGCCUUUCCUUGCAUGACUGACACCCAUGACGUCUCUCUUCUGUUCACUCUGCUCCGCUAAAACCAUAACACCGACCUCUCAUUCCUCCUUUCUCUAAACCUUACUACUAUUUCUCAACAACAAUGCUUUCACUUUUUUCUCAACCUUUUCCUCCUUCUUCUUCUUCUUCUACAUUACCCCGCACCACCACCUUCAAACUCAAACCUUUCACUGUUUUUUCUUCUUCUUCUUCUUCUCCUUCUCAACCUUUCCCUCCUUUUCUUCCUAAACAAAUUCACACUAUCAAGGAUCCUUUUGCUAGAAAAUUUGCAAUGCGGAUUCAAAGAUUACCCGUCCCUGUUAGCUUUGCAGAAAACCCAAUCAUGAGCAGUUGUGUGAAGCCGUUGGUGCAGAGCAAGGAGCCGCCGGUUGUUCUUCUACACGGUUUCGAUAGUUCGUGUUUAGAAUGGAGAUAUGGAUACCCAUUGCUUGAAGAAUCUGGUUUCGAGACCUGGGCAGUCGAUAUUCUUGGUUGGGGUUUCUCUGAUUUAGAAAAUCUUCCUCCUUGUGACGUGGUAUCAAAGCGCAAUCACUUUUACCAGUUUUGGAAGUCCUACAUCAGAAGGCCAAUGAUAUUAGUUGGACCAAGCCUCGGCUCUGCUGUUGCAAUUGAUUUUGCAGUUAAUUAUCCAGAAGCUGUGGAAAAACUUAUUUUGAUUGAUGCUAGUGUAUAUGCAGAGGGAACUGGAAACUUAGCAACCUUGCCUAGAUCGGUAGCCUAUGCUGGGGUAUAUUUAUUGAAGAGCCUUCCGUUGCGCUUAUAUGCCAACUAUUUGACCUUCACUAACAUGCCCUUACACACCAUCCUUGAUGGGACUAAUGUGGGCCGUUUACAUUGCUUAUUGCCUUGGUGGGAUGAUGCUACUGUUGAUUUUAUGACUAGUGGCGGUUACAAAAUUGCUUCCCUCAUAAGAAAGGUAAAGCAGAAAACACUGAUAAUAUGGGGUGAAAAUGACCGUAUAGUCAGCAAUAAGCUUGCAGUGCAACUACACUGUGAAUUACCUGAUGCAGUUCUACGUCAAAUACCCGAUUGUGGGCAUAUUCCUCAUUUGGAAAGACCUGAUUCAGCUAUAAAAUUAAUUGUUGAAUUUAUUCAAACAGAGAAAAAGAAAUUAAGUAAACUUGUUUCACAAGUAAGCCAAGUGAGUUAACUUUUUGCGACCCAGCAGGCAGAAGAGCUAAACAAGUUUUCGGAAUGCUCCUUCCCUAACUAGAGUUUUAGAGGAAAAAGCAAUAUGUGCUGCAGAAGCUUAUUAUUCAUAAGUAGAAGUCUUUCUCAUAUUAUAUAUAUAGUUUAUUUUGAGUGUUAAUGUCUUAGUUAUUGAAUUAUGUUUUCAGUGAAUAAGUAUUCUUCAAUGUUAUCUUUCUAAGUAGUAGUAUAGCACAGUGUAAUUAUUUUAUAAUGUAGCAAACUUCAACUAUGGUGACAUAAGACCAUGUGAUUUUACCAUUAUAUGUUGAAUAUAAAAUUGAGAUGCAUUUGGAAUAAA